CAAACAAUUAUUUAACUAUUAAAUUUUUAAAUAAUAAACACGUGAGCAUACAUGAUACUAUACACGUAGGAUAAAAAAUGAUAUGUAGGAUGACAUGUAGACAUGUGUGUCUAUUUGUUCAACUUUAUAUAAGUUUAAGUGUUUACUUGUGCACGCUGAAAGUUGAAUGAGAUAAAAGUGAUUCGAAACCAAAUUAAAGGUUAUAUUUAUGUAUUAUGCUAAUUUAAAUCGAAUUCAUAUAGUCGAUCCCAACUAGCAUGGCGUAGUUGUUGUUGCAGUGUACUGGUGUAUAUAUAUGUGCUUAGAAAUGAAUUUUCAAGAUUUUUUUAUGGGAAUGCAUAGUACCUGUUUGAUAAAAUGUCUCAGUGAAAAAGUUUGAUAGUGAAUUUCAAGAAUGACAGUAGAUAAAUCAAGAAGCUCAAUUUGGAGCAGAGAGCAAGAUAUAGAAUUUGAGAAUGCAUUAGCAACUUAUCCUGAGGAUUGUGUAGAUAGGUGGGAGAAAAUUGCAGCUGAUGUUCAAGGGAAAACCUUACAAGAGGUUAAGAAUCAUUACGAAAUUUUACUCGAUGAUGUGAGUCGAAUCGAGUCUGGUUAUGUUCCUUUGCCUUGGUACAACUCUACUUUUGACAGGUCUUUGUGCAAUGAUGUUGGUGGUGAAAGAAUUGGCAAGAAGAGUGGGGUUUCAGGGAGGCUAAAUAGUGAGUCAAAUGAUGGAGGUAAAUCUACUAAAUUGGAGCAGGACCGGCGUAAAGGGGUUGCUUGGACGGAGGAUGAGCACAGAUUGUUCCUUCUUGGACUGGAAAAAUAUGGGAAAGGUGAUUGGAGAAGUAUCUCUCGAAACUUUGUUGUGACAAGAACUCCUACACAAGUGGCCAGUCAUGCCCAAAAAUAUUUCAUACGUUUAAACUCGAUGAACAAGGACAGAAGACGAACAAGUAUACAUGACAUUACUAGUGUUAAUAACGGAGAUGUCUCCGUACCUCGAGUUCCAAUCACUGGCCAAACAAUUGGUUCUUCUGGCAAAUCCAACAAACUAUCUCCAACAGCACCAAUUGCUCCCAUUGGAGUUGGUAUAUAUGGAGCAACCACCAUCGGACAACCAGUAACAGGACCAAUGGUUAACGUAGUUGAUCAGAGGCAGAUUCAGGAUUUGGACAUUAUGGGUUCAAGUUUGGGAUAUUACUACGACCAACCUUGACUUUUCUGGUACAUCUAGUAACUUUUCAACACAGAUAUAGAAUUCGAGCCCAAAGCUACUAUUGGCUUUGGAUGAAACCACAAGUUCAACACUACAUCCACCUCUGCAGUUGGUACAAUAGUGAAUCUUUCUCCUCCGACAUACAAGUCAUUCGGUGUCCAACCUCCAAUACAAGAAGCAAUGCUUGCUGGUGCACCUACAAACACGAGCCCGGUGAUGUUUCUGAUGGAACACACAUCUACACAUUAGUGACAUUUUUUAGAAACAAUAAGUGUACAAAGGCAAACUGAAGAGUCUUCUUCAAUGGUGCAUGAAUUAUUACUAUUUCUCAAUGUCACAUAAGCAUUCACUCAGGACUUUGAUCCAGUGGUAAGACCAAUAUAAUAUUAGAUUAUCUUAUAUUGAAUCUUUACGACGUAGGAGUAAAGUUGUGUACACACCAUCCUCUCCAAAUUUCACUUGUGAGAUUUACACUGGAUAUGUCCUUGUUGUUGUAAUAAUAUUGAGUCUUUCGUCUUU
Solanum lycopersicum (tomato) is the source of this 1717-nucleotide messenger RNA. Its product is annotated as transcription factor SRM1-like. The record is from RefSeq and is a predicted model, not a curated record. Lineage: Eukaryota; Viridiplantae; Streptophyta; Magnoliopsida; Solanales; Solanaceae. Gene Ontology annotation, molecular function: DNA binding.